AAUUGUUUUGUCUCCGAGUUUUAACCAUAACACAGAGAAGUUUCAAUGGUAAUUACACAAAACAAGGACCAAUUAAAAAUAAUGUAGCACUGAGUUUAUGAUUGGAUGAUUUGUCGAUUAACCAUAAUUUCCUCAGUCAUUCGAUGGUUUGACGGAUGCUGGGUAAUGUAAGCUGCUCCCUGUGAAGUACUAAGGGGAGGCUGUUUGAUCAUGUAUUCUGAGUGGUCCUCCCUUCAGGAUGAGAUCCAGUGUGACAAAACCAACCAGAGCGUGCUCCAUAAGUUUCCUGCUGCUGUCGGUACAACUGUUGCUACCUCUGUGGUGAAACACAUUGCGACCAGUCUCAGCAUCGCGGCAAAUAACCUAGAGCCAUGUCGACUGGACAGUGACAAGGAGGUCAAAUGGGCCAUGGAGGUGCUCUGCUAUGGUCUGAGUCUUCCAUUGGCCGAGUUAGACACCAUCAAGGAGUGUGUCAAUGUGUACUGUAACUGGUUAUUGGCCUGCAUGCCCCCCUCCCCACACCCGGAGUCCGUGCCGAAGCCCCUCCGUGAAGACCCUGACCCCUAUAUACAGGACAUGAUUCACCACCUUCUCAAUCUGUUUGUUCCUCGACCAGGAUCAGAUGUUGACAGUGUGAGGAAACAGGCUGUUUUCUGUCACCGAGUUCUAAGACAAAUCCAAUUAAUCGCCAAAGAGUCCACCAUGUUAUCCAGAGAAUCAUGGGAAACACUGCUGAAAUUUCUCCUUGCGGCCAAUGACAGUUUGUUGUCUCCCCCGCUAGAGAAAGACGAUUCCGGAUUAAGUUCAUAUGAUAUAGGUGACCAGCUGUGCGAGCGUGUCCUCAGUGUCCUGUUCGAGAUCUGGCUUCUCGCCUGCCACAAGUGCUUCCCGUCUCCCUCCCUUUGGAAAACGUUCCGAGCUAUGUGUAUCAGCUGGAGGCACCAUGAAUCUCUAGUUGUCCAGUGGCACAAGGUCAACCACGCCCUGACCUGCCGGGUCCUCAGCUUCACCCAAGGUCCAGAUUAUCCUAAACUGACUUUGACUGAUGAGGACAGUCAGCUGAUUCCACCCUCCAUGACAUACGACUGUAUUGCUCAGUGCUGGUUUCGAUUUCUUCACAUCGUUCAGAAUCCUGUGGAUCUGUGCCGCCCAGAAACCAUUGGAAAAACUCACAAAUUCAUGCAGGCCGCCAUGAACAGUAAUACACUGGUAGACCCAACUCAGCACGAGUGUCUGUUGAAACUCCCCUUUAUUUUCUACAAGGCCAUGAAGGGGGUGUCUGUCAUGGUCAACGCUUUUCUGGGUAUUCCCCAGACACAAACUAGGUAUGAUGAUCAACUGAUCUCAACCAACAGUAACAAGCUGAGUGUCCCCUCCACACCUCCAGGCCAGAGGAAGACCUCCAGACCCAUGUCUGUCUUCAGCUCAUCCAACAAAGGGAGCUCAAAGUCAUCAAACACAUCAGCGAACAUGCCAAAGUCCUCCACUCCUAUGCUGUCUAGCCUGAUUUUCUAUGAACCCCGCCAAUCCCUGGCCCCAACCCGACCCCGAUGUGACAGUAUCCUCCAUCUGUUUGGGGCGUGGUUAUUUGACGCUGCACUAGCCAGAGUCAGAUUUCACAACUGUCAUAGAACUGUUCCUGAACAAGGUUCCAUCCACUCAGAUCGGCGGUCUAGCUCAGUGACAGACUCUCGUCGGAAUUCCGUGAGUCUAGACUACCAUCAGGAUGUGGGAUGUGACAACACAUAUGAGAUGGGGCGGGCUGAGGCUCUCGGAACACUGUGUAGAAUUUUCUGUGCCCACAAAACAGGGGAAACAAUCCUACCAGUGUACUACUCUCGAUUUUAUCUGGCCAUGUACUAUGGUUUACAAACCUCAGAAGAUUAUAUGAGUGGACAGGUGCUUGCCAGUGUCCUCUUUAACUCCUGUGAUAUUUUACGUGUGGAUUUGGACGGAGUUCAGAUGUUACUGCCACACAUUUUAGAUGCCAUUCAGCUGGUGCUCAAUGACCUACCAAAUAAAUACAAAUCUAGUGAGACUAGUAGUGCUAUAGAGUUUAAGAAUGUGGAUCUCCAGAGAUCGUGUAUCAACCUACUCCUCAGCACUCUUUGUCUUCCACUCCACUUCAAAGACCUCACCAUCAGGGAUAUCGUAUCCAGCACAGAUACCGAUGUACAACUUAUCACAUUCAUCUCCCUGAAGAAGAAGAUCCUUGACCUCAUUCUUGGAGCUCUGAAAACCACUGCAGAUUCCACAAACACACAGAUGUUACUGGGUGGUCUGAUGUUGCUGGUGGAAGACUUGGCAGUGUGUGACUUGGCAGAACAGACAACAUUUCAGCCACAUGAUGUCAGUCUAGAGGUGGACAAUUCAGUUUUCUCGGAUAACAGUCAGACAAGUUUGAAGACAUCGUCCUCGGAGUCCAGCUUUAAGGAAGGACCUUACCACCGACUGGGAAAUUCAGCCCAUGACAUAGAUUCUGCUUAUGGCUUGUUUGGUGAGUCUGUGGCUCUGAUCUGCCACCGACUCAUGUCCCAGUGGAAGGGUGACCUCAACAGUGCUCUGGCAGCCAUGGAAAUCUUGGCUGGUCUAGCAAAACUGGUGAUCAGCCCUCCGAACUUAAUGAUGUGCAAGUGUACUGUGAAGUGGAUUUGUGAAUUCAUCGUGCAGCAGUGUAAUCGCCCUGCUCCCGCCCACUCUAAGGACCUCCACAGUACGAUUGUCGCCGCCUUCCGAUGUCUGAUGUUGUGGUUGGUGGAACACAGCCGUCUACUGUAUGACAAGGAAUGCCUCCAUGUUGUUCUAGAGGUUGUGGAACUGGGGAUCUCAGGCUCCAAGUCGCAGAAACCUGAAAUUCAGAGUGUGCAAUUAAAAGAAACAAAAAUCGCCCCAUCAGUUCAGAACCGAGCCAGUGAUCCUCCUAGAUAUAAGCAGGACAAACAGAGACAACCGGCCUCAAAACGCGUCCAGGAGGCCGCGGAGGGGUUACUGACCUGCAUCAUCCAACAUGUGGGUGCUUUCCCGCCUCCCUGUGGCCCCGAGUCCCUGUUUUCACUGCUGGAUGAGAAAUCUCUUUUGAAGUAUACAAAAGGAAACAGUAGCCUUCCAGAGCAUGGUUCACCAUUUCGAUACUUUGUCCUGGAGAACUCCAUUGUUAUAGGGCUACUAGAGCAGCCACUGGGGAAUAUAGAAGACCCACUUCCCACUGUGACAGCUUUGAUUCGAGGACCGUUUGGUCGACAUGCCUGGGUCAUGCAGCUUAGGCAUUCUCCCAGGAUCAAGCGACAGGGCUCCUCAAAGUCCCAUUUAGCUGACCCAGGACGACCGGUGCCUAUGGAGAAUGUUGGAACUCAUCACACUGUUAGACCUCGUAACUACCCAGAGUCUGUGGACAAGGUGACCCAAACCAAAGCGGACAAGAGCAUUCCUACACUAGAGUCGUUGGUGACUGAUGAAAACCGCCCCGAGCUCAAUAAACUCAAGUCAUUCAUGGAGAAACAGGCUCAAUUUGAGGAUCAAAUCAGUCAGACAAAACAGGAGGAAAUGCAGAGUAUGACCUUCCCCAACCAAGACACAGAGUGUAAACCUCCAAAGAUAACAGAGGAAUUUCAGGCUGCCCGUCUCUUUUUGUCACAUUAUGGAUUUCUGUCACUGGACGCUCUCAAGGAGCAGAGCAACGGCAGUCUUCCUCCAUCUCUGGUUACCUUGGAUACCACCAAUCCCGGUCUGUCUAAUGACCUGGAGGUGCUGGACACUAUCACCGCCCGUGACAAUGAUACAGUUCAUGUGUUCUAUGUCAAGUCAGGCCAGCGAUUGGCUCAAGAUAUCCUACGAAAUGUGGAAUCCAAUCACUGCAUUCAGACCCAGUUUCUGGAGUUUCUUCACUCGCUGGGUUGGCCAGUGGAUAUCCAGAAGCAUGCCGGAUGGACAGGUCACAUCAGCACCAGCUGGAAAAUUUCCCAACCUGAAGAUAUACAGAAUAAUGCUCCGCGGACGGGAACUGGUGGCAGUAUUUAUGAUGGACAGCAGCAGGUUCUGUACUGGGCUGAUGUGUCAUCGGAGGUGGCCUUUGUUGUGCCCUCACUGGACACGUUCAACAGACUGCAGAACGAUGGAGAUAAGUCCCCGCAUAUUUCUCUCAAUGUGAAUGGAGACAGAUUGAGAGGCACCAAGCCCACCACCCUGACCAUGGAGAGACCCUUAGGGGAGCCUCGCAGCAAACCCGGUGACAGCCCGGGCUCUCCACAUGAUGCUUCAACCUUCCGCACUCGGCGCUUUGGAAGAGCUUCAACCAUUACUAUUGGACCUGAUACAAAAAUCUUUGUUGUGUGGCUGGAAAACUUUGAAGACCAUGAGAAUUUUCCCACAGGGGAUUUGUUGCCGCUGACCAAUACUGGUGUGGAGCAGUACACCACAGCCAGUAGUACCUCCAUGAGGCAGGAAAAGGACAUUUUCCUCAUCUUCAUCCAUGCUCUACAAAACGGACUUUUCCGUAUCCACAUGGAAGGGAACACUGGAAGAAUCUCCAUGGCGAUACCUCUAGUUGAUGGGAUGGUGGUCAGCAGACGAACUCUGGGGUCCAUGGUGAGGCAGACGGCCAUUAACAUUGGUCGCAGGAAGCGUUUAGAAAGUGAAUCUUACCAGCCUCCUCAUGUAAGAAGGAAGAUUAAAAUCCAGGAAAUCGUAGACAAGUAUCAUCUUAAGAUGACCGAGUCAGAGUUUUACACAGCACUGUUUCAGGAUGUACACAAGUGACCCGCUCCUGUUAAUAGCGGAAAAUUAAUCACGCACAGAGGCCAAGUGUGAUGUCUAAUGUGAUUCUUUAUUUCAAGUCUCCAACAACUUUCUUUUGUUGCUGGAUGACUGCAUUGAUGUUGGCAUAGAAACAAUCAUUUAUGAAUGAAGGAGAUUAAUCAAUGACAAAGACACCACUGUAAAUGUGAAAAUUCAUGUCUUACCAGUUACAGCUCACUGUAAAUUAUCUCCAUGGAAACUCCCAUCUGUCGUAAGUUACAGCUCACUGUAAAUUAUCUCCAUGGAAACUCGCAUCUGUCGUAAGUUACAGCUCACUGUAAAUUAUCUCCAUGGAAACUCGCAUCUGUUGUAAGUUACAGCUCACUGUAAAUUAUCUCCAUGGAAACUUGCAUCUGUUGGAAAUUACAGCUUACUGUAAAUUAUCUCCAUGGAAACUCGCGUUUGUUGUAAGUUACAGCUCACUGUAAAUUAUCUCCAUGGGAACUCGCAUCUGUUGUAAGUUACAGCUCACUGUAAAUUAUCUCCAUGGAGACUUGCAUCUGUUGGAAAUUACAGCUUACUGUAAAUUAUCUCCAUGGAAACUCGCGUCUGUUGUCAAUUACAUCUCGCUGUGUAAAUAUUUCCAUGACCAGAGCUCCACAUUUACAGACAUUUUAGAGACUCUUAGUUAUUUAUGACAGGAGUGGUGCUAUUUUUGUUGCAUGUGAUAGAGGUGAACAAAUGCUAAAUGAGUUGGUGUAUAUUUAACUUAGUAUUGUAUACUUUACAUUUGUGAAGUGAUUAUUCUUCACAGCUUUUUAUUUACAGUCAAGUGAAAAUUCCACUUCUGUUUCUCAUAAUUGUCCAUGUAUGAUUUCAUUUUUUAAAAAUUUCAAAUCAUUUAGUUGCAUUUCAGUUCCAAUUCAAAUUGGUUUAUAAUUUCAUUGCAAGAUUGUCUAUGCAUGUACAAAAAAUAUUUUUACAUUUCCCAAUUGUUUCAUUUUCAUAAUUAAUUUUUUUUGGACAUGAAAUUGCUUUAAAUUAUUUGAUAUACUUGGUUCAGUGGUUUUAUACAUUGAGUUAAGCUGGAGUUAUAUACAGUUUAAAACAGAACUGGCAUUUGUUUUUAUAGAAGGUAAUAUUGAUUGAAGAAUGGGCUCAAGGUCAAAGAGUUUAAACAUCUAUCAAUAUUCUUAUCAUUAUUUAUCACUCUCCAGCAUAUGAAUAAAAGUGCAAUACUAAAUUAUAAUGUAGCUAUUUUCUCUGUUGUUUUUUUUCAAUAAAUUAUGUUUAAAAGUA
This is a messenger RNA of Ostrea edulis (European flat oyster), 6033 nucleotides long. Its product is annotated as ral GTPase-activating protein subunit beta-like. NCBI's taxonomy places the organism in Eukaryota, Metazoa, Mollusca, Bivalvia, Ostreida, Ostreidae. The record is from RefSeq and is a predicted model, not a curated record. Bases 211 to 4755 code for a protein of 1514 amino acids. The transcript has 30 exons. Gene Ontology annotation, biological process: regulation of small GTPase mediated signal transduction; activation of GTPase activity. Gene Ontology annotation, molecular function: GTPase activator activity.